Dromaius novaehollandiae (emu) is the source of this 1774-nucleotide messenger RNA. RefSeq names its product post-GPI attachment to proteins 2 (gene PGAP2). The transcript is spliced from 5 exons. Gene Ontology annotation, cellular component: endoplasmic reticulum membrane; Golgi membrane. The record is from RefSeq and is a predicted model, not a curated record. Gene Ontology annotation, biological process: GPI anchor biosynthetic process. Bases 142 to 1095 code for a protein of 317 amino acids. Lineage: Eukaryota; Metazoa; Chordata; Aves; Casuariiformes; Dromaiidae.
CUGCUCCGUCAGCGCUACGGGCUGUGCGGCGGCUGUCAAAGAACCGUCUGGAUAAAACAUCCCCGGCCCGAGAGAGGUCCCGUGUCCUUCUGGCCGGUUCGGCCCUGCGAUGCAGAGCCGGGUGCAGCCCGGUCCGCCAGCAUGUUGCAGGUACCGCUGCCCCUGGACCGCGACGGGAUCGUGUUCCGGCUCCGCUUUACCACGCUGGCCGUCGGGACCGUGUUCUGCCCGCUGUUUGGUUUCCUCUUCUGCGUGAUCUGGUCGCUGCUCUUCCACUUCCAGGAGACGACGGCGACCCACUGCGGGGUCCCCAACUACCUGCCCUCCAUCAGCGCUGCCAUCGGGGGCGAGACCCCGCAGCGCUACGUCUGGCGGCUCUGCAUCGGCCUCCACUCGGCCCCCCGCUUCCUCGUGGCCGUGGCGUACUGGAACCACUACCGGAGCAGCCGCUGCGCGCACCCCCGCUACCCGCGCCUCUGCCACCUCAACCUGCUGCUCAACCUGCUCGAGAACUUCGCCCUCCUCGUCCUCACCUACGUGUCCUCGAUUGAGAACUAUGCAAUCCACGAAAAUGCCUUCAUCGUCUUCAUCACGUCGGCGCUGGGGCACAUGCUGCUGACGUGCGUCCUGUGGAGGAUGACGAAGAAGCACACACAGGCCCCGAAAGCGGAGGUUUGGGCUCACGUGAAAGGUCAGAGGCGAGGAAAAUCCCCCUCCCACUCGGAAGCAGCAAUAGCAGCAGUUGCAGCAGUUGCAGCAGUUGCAGCAGUUGCAGCAGUAGCAGCAGUAACAGCCCGCGUGGGGCUGGCACAGCCCCGCUGCCCCCCCUCGCCCCAGCUGGCCCACGGCACCUGCACUGAGCCGGCCCGCAGCUCCUGUGCCAGGCACGUGGCAGGAGCCCCCCGCCAGGGUCCCGGCUCUGAGCCCCCCGUGCAGCCCGUGUGGGGGUCCUGGCUCCCCCCCUGUGCAGAUUGUGUGGGGAUCCCAGCUCCCCCCCAUGAAGCCUGUGCAGGGGUCCCAGCUCAGCCCUGUGCAGCCCUUGCGGGGGUCCCAGCUCAGCCCCCCAUGCAGCCCGUGUGGGGGUCCCAGCUCUGAGCCACUGUGCAGCCCGUGCAGGGGGUCCCGGUUCUGAGCCCCUCCGUGCAGACUGCGCUGGGGUCCCGGCUCCCCCCCAUGCAGACCGUGUGGGGGUCCCGGCUCAGCCCCCCUGUACAGACCGUGUGGGGGUCUUGGCUCUGAGCCCCCCAUGCAGACCAUGCAGGGGGUCCCGGUUCAGCCCCGUGCAGCCCAUGCGGGGGUCCCAGCUCAGCCCCCCAUGCAGCCCAUGUGGGGGUCCCAGCUCAGCCCCCCGUGCAGCCCGUGCGGGGGUCCCGGCUCAGCCCCGUGCAGCCCGUGCGGGGGUCCCGGCUCAGCCCCCCGUGCAGCCCAUGUGGGGGUCCCGGCUCAGCCCCGUGCAGCCCGUGCGGGGGUCCCAGCUCAGCCCCCCGUGCAGCCCAUGCGGGGGUCCCGGCUCAGCCCCGUGCAGCCCGUGCAGGGGGUCCCCGCACACGGGUGCAGGAUGCGGCAGCGCGCGGUGCAGACAGCUGAGCCGCGCAGGAUGCCGGCAGGGCGGAUGAGGGCUCGGGCCAGGGCCGCUCCGCUUGCUGGUGGUACUGGGCAGACUGGGAGCGGGGCGGCUGGCGGGGGGGGGCCGCUGCCACGCAGCCCCGCGCGGUGCAGCCGCCUGGAGCCCCCCCCCCAUGCGGGUUCCCGCUGCGGACCCGCCGGCUCGCCG